This is a messenger RNA of Empidonax traillii (willow flycatcher), 813 nucleotides long. RefSeq names its product exocyst complex component 6B-like. The annotation marks the transcript as partial. Gene Ontology annotation, cellular component: exocyst; membrane. Gene Ontology annotation, biological process: Golgi to plasma membrane transport; intracellular protein transport; exocytosis. The transcript is spliced from 7 exons. Lineage: Eukaryota; Metazoa; Chordata; Aves; Passeriformes; Tyrannidae. The record is from RefSeq and is a predicted model, not a curated record.
GGAGCGGCCCCGGCGCUGCCGCCGCCCGGAGCGGGGAGGGCCGGGCCGGGCCGGGCAGGUGGAGCGGCCCCGAUGGAGCGGGGGAAGAUGGCGGAGCUGGAGAGCCUGGAGACGGCGGCGGAGCACGAGCGGAUCCUGCGGGAGAUCGAGAGCACGGACACGGCCUGCAUCGGCCCCACGCUCAGGUCCGUCUACGAUGGGGAGGAACACGGGCGGUUCAUGGAGAAGCUGGAAGCUCGGAUCCGGAACCACGACCGGGAGAUCGAGAAAAUGUGCAACUUCCACUACCAGGGGUUCGUGGAUUCCAUCACAGAGCUGCUCAAGGUCAGAGGAGAGGCCCAAAAACUCAAGAACCAAGUGACAGACACCAACCGAAAGCUGCAGAAUGAAGGGAAAGAACUGAUAAUUGCCAUGGAGGAGCUGAAGCAGUGCCGGCUGCAGCAGAGGAACAUUUCGGCCACGGUCGAUAAGCUCACGCUGUGUCUUCCCGUGCUGGAGAUGUACAGCAAACUGCGGGAGCAGAUGAAAUCCAAGAGGCACUACCCUGCCCUGAAGACCCUGGAGCACCUGGAGCACACCUACCUGCCCCAGGUGAGCCACUACCGCUUCUGCCAGAUCAUGGUGGACAACAUCCCGAAGCUGCGGGAGGAGAUCAAGGAAGUGUCCAUGUCAGACCUGAAGGAUUUCCUGGAGAGCAUCCGGAAGCACUCGGACAAGAUUGGAGAGACGGCCAUGAAGCAGGAUUGCAGGUACAAUCAGUGGAAAAUAAUUGCCAAGAUAUUCUUCAGCCUUCUGCUCUCUCCAAACGUUCAG